AUGGCCGACCCCGAUGCGAAAGAUCGUUUCGAUCCAGAACUGAAAUAUUUGUAUGUGGACAGGAAUAAUUACAACGAUCCGGCCACCCAAGCGGAAUGGACGCAGAAGAGACUGGUGUGGGUGCCCCACGAAGCACAGGGCUUCGUUGCCGCAAGCAUAAAGGGCGAACGAGGAGAUGAAGUCGAGGUCGAAAUUCAAGAGACCGGUAAAAGAACGACCGUACCGAAGGAUGAUAUCCAAAAGAUGAAUCCUCCGAAAUUCGACAAGGUUGAGGACAUGGCCGAGCUAACCUGUUUAAAUGAGGCUUGUGUGCUGCACAAUCUCAAAGACAGGUACUACUCAGGACUCAUUUAUAGAAAGGAAUACAAAAUCAAGGAGUAUCAAUGA
This is a messenger RNA of Leptinotarsa decemlineata (Colorado potato beetle), 387 nucleotides long. RefSeq names its product myosin heavy chain 10 (gene zip). Gene Ontology annotation, biological process: actin filament organization. Gene Ontology annotation, cellular component: actin cytoskeleton; membrane; myosin II complex. Gene Ontology annotation, molecular function: ATP binding; actin filament binding; microfilament motor activity. The record is from RefSeq and is a predicted model, not a curated record. NCBI's taxonomy places the organism in Eukaryota, Metazoa, Arthropoda, Insecta, Coleoptera, Chrysomelidae.